CCUUGGAAAGUCUAACCUAAUCUAGACAGAGUUGCAAUGUAGGUGUAGCCUGAUUAGUAUGCGUCCAUCAAAAGGAGGGUGGGUCUAACUGGUUGAGCGUACAGCCGAGUUGAUUUCAACUCCUGCUGGGGACGCGAGUAGCAGCUGCUGCUUCGUCUUCCCUUUGAAAGGAAAUGGAAUAGCAAACAUCAGAGUGCAUCGCAGUAGCAUGGACAAAUGUGCUAAGUGCUGGGACACAUGAAUAAAACAGAAGAGGACCUUGCCCUCGGCCAGCUUGCAGUCUAGUAGCAGGUGCUUGCUGAAGAAAAUUUACCCAGAUCACCCUUCGUGGAAGUGGUUCAUAUAUCCUGGUUCAAACCUUCAAGGAGGAAGCAGGCAGGUCGACAUGGACCAGCAACUGAAGAAAAGGGCAAAGACACAAGACGGGAAAGGCCUGGAUAGAAGAGCCAUCGUCGCUGGGGAUAAGCCACAGCGAGCCCAGGCCAGCCCAGCCCGGCAGGAAUCUCUCGACAUGACGUGGGCCUUAGGUGGUGAAGAUGUGUACUGUGAGACUUGCCAUCAGCUUGUUGGAGAGGAUUCCUUCUGCGACUGUUACAUAGAAUGCAUAAUAAGAGGUGAGUUUUCUGAACCCAUCCUGGAAGAAGACUUACUUCUUAAGUCCUUUGACUGCCUGACAGAAGGAUCAGAACAAGACCUUUCUCAACAGCUUCUUACCGCCAGCUCUCUUCUCGAAUGUUCUCUGGAAUACGUGAAAAAAGGGGCAAAACAAGACCUUCCCCAAGAGACUGUUGGCGAGAAUUCACUUCUUGGGUAUCCUGAGUACAUGACAGGCAAGAGGCUUCCUCCUGGAGGAAUAUCCAGCGUUGACUUACCAGAUCCCCAACAGCUCUCAGAAUCUGCUAGAAAGAAGCCAGGAAAAAAUCAAGAAUGUGAUGCUCCAGAAAAAAUUGUUUGUCCUCAGAGCGGAUGCACAAAAAAGUUGAAGAAUAAGGCUUCCCUGAGAAAACAUCUCCUCGUUCAUGGGCCCCGAGAUCACGUAUGUGCAGAAUGUGGGAAAGCGUUCAAUGAGAGCACAAAACUAAAAAGGCAUUUCCUGGUUCAUACUGGAGAGAAGCCAUUUCAGUGCACUUUCGAAGGGUGUGGAAAACGCUUUUCCCUGGACUUCAACUUGCGUACACAUGUACGCAUCCACACCGGGGAGAAACGUUUUAUGUGUCCCUUCGAAGGCUGUCACAAGAGGUUUAUUCAGUCAAACAACAUGAAAGUUCACAUCUUAACUCAUGCAAAGACAAAAGGGAAUCAAUGAAAGAGAAGAUGGAGAAUAAUCUUUUAACAGGAUAAUUAUAUUAACAAAAGAGUGAUUGGGAACAAAUAUGCCCCAUUGAUUAUUGCUUCAGGAAAGAAUUUUUAAAUCAAUAUUGCAACCUUAAAGGCAUAUUUUUUAAUAUUGCUAAGAUGCUCCUAUAGUUUGUGAUGCCGUUUUAGAACACCGUGUAUUGAAUUUUAUUGUGCUUCCAAUAGGAAGGUCAGUACGAACUUACUUCAAAAGUGUAAGCCUUAAUACAUUGCAAAUUGGGCUAUUGGAUAUGGGACUUAAUUUCACAUACUAUAAUUAUAAAAUUAAUUGAGUGUUAAGUUUGUAGUUUCCAAUCAUUUAGCUUUUUUGCCUUUUAAGAAUAUACUUCAUGCUGCAUGUGAUAAUCCUAGAGAAUGAAAAUUUUGCAGUAGAUUGUCAAUAGGUUGAUGAGUACUUAAACAUUUUUAAAAGUUAAGUAUAAUUUUUAAUCAUUUCUUUUUUGGUCGUUGUAUCAAACUAUGCUGCAAUCACACAGCUAGAUGUGAGUGGUUGUUUGACAGUGUCGAUCAAUCCAUUUGAAUCCAUUUUAGAUAUUUUAAAAUAGAAGGAAAUAAAACCCCAGAAAUGUGCUAAAUUUGGAUUAAAAAAGUCAAAAAAAUAGGCAUGAAAAAGAGAUACUAUUUGUUUGUCUUCAAAAUUUGCAAAACAUUGCAAAGAUUGAUAGUUCAGUAACGGUGCAGUGUCGGGGAGAAGUUACCCUUCUCUAUGGUUGGUUACCGUGUAAAUUGUGACAGCCGUUUUGGGGGUAUUUUGCAAGAAUGUUCUAUCAGUUAUCUAGGACUGUUGUAACAGUACCACCAACUGGGUAGCUUAAACAACAGAAAUUUGUUGUCUCGUAAUUCUGGAAGCUGGAAGUCCGAAAGCAAGGUGUUGGCAGGAUUGGUUCCUUUUGAGGGUUGUGAAGGAAGGAUAUGUUCCAGGCUUCUCUUGACUUGUAGAUGGCUAUCUUCUUGUUUACAUGGUGUUCUCGUUGUAUCUUCAUAUUAUCUUCUCUCUGUUCAUGUCUGUGUCUGGAUUUCCUUUUAAAAGGACCCCAGCCAUGUUGGACUAGAAUCCACUCUCAUGACCUCAUUUUAACAUGAUUCCCUUUGCAGAGACACCAUCUCUAAAUAAGGUCACAUUCCCAGGUACUGGAGGUUAGGAUCUGAACACAAAUUUCGGGGGGUGCACAAUUCAACCCAUAGCAUGCAUUCAUUUAGACUCAAUAGUUUCACUUCUAGAACUCAAUUCUAUAGAAUUUUGCACUAAUGUACGCAGAUAUUUGUUUAAGGAUGGUAACUGAAGCAUAUUUUUAAGAGUAAUAAAUUCAUAACUUAAAUGUCCAUUAAGAGAGAACAGGUUGCAUAAAGCGUGAUACCUCUAUUCAAUAGACAAUGUGCAAAUAUUGUUAAAGGAAGCUUGGCUGUAAAGGGAAGGAAAGAGGACCACAGGUGGAGGGAAGCCAGAGAGUAAGAGAAAGUUUGUUGUUUUUUAAUAGAUGGGACAGAAUCUAGCGUAUUUAUAUGUUAUGGAAGAAAAUUCAGAGAAAGUGGUUAAGGGGGAAAAUUGAUCAUCCAGAGAUGGCAGGUAAAAAUAAAACUAUAGCCUAAUACAAGGAUUAACUUAUUUUUAUGAUUAUAAACUGAAUCCCUCAUUGGAAUCACCUUGUAAUAGGCAGAAAAUAUGUAGCUAUCAAACUUGAAAUGUCUUUUUCCCCAGAAUCAAUGUUGUAAUCAGAUAUAGUUAGAAUACCAUAUUUUUUUGAUUUUAAGAUUUAGGACACCACUGGAGGCAAUGGUAAUAUAUACCAUGAACUUUUCAGGAAAAAAAAUCAACACAAUGUAUAAAAAUGUCAACUUUAAGAUUAAUCUUGAUUUUAGAAAUGUGAAAAAGUAAAAACAUGUAUAACUUAAAAACGAAGAAAAAAAUCCAGGGCUUACAUUUUGACUUCCCAAUGAACUAUUUAUUACUAUGGACUGUUAUGGAAAUUUAAUUUUUAUUUAUAAUAUAUUUGGUAUGGCAUUUAUACCAUCAUUUCUAUAGGGAUGUAGGUCCUCAAUCUCUAAAUUAAAAGGAACAUUGGACACAUAAUCCAUUCAUAAGUUUGGAAUGUCUCUAAAUCAAACAGCUGAGGGUAGAAUUUAGGAUGGGAACUCGGUAUUUGAUCAAGAUGAUUUGGCACAUGUUUGUCUAGUUUUGGCCUUGCCAGCAGAGUGUUUGAUUCGGUCUUUAUGGAUUCCUGCUUCAGAGUUGGAUUCAGACACAGCUCCUCUGAAGACUGAGCAAAAGGUGGGAUUAGAUAGAAAGCAGUCAAGAGCAGAUAAAGUCAAUGGCAGGGUUUAGGCUGCAAACUUUGGAGACCCAGGACUCAGAACAUCAAGAGGGAUCAAGGUUGACUUCCCCUGUGUGGAGGCUGGCUAAGAAUGUCAGAGGAAGAGGGCAUGUGGGUUAGUUGAUGAGGGUAUGUCAUCUGAAAUCUUUGUUAAUGUUUUGGAAAAGACGUGUACAUACACUUUCCACAUUUGUAUUUGAAGUAAUAAGAAUGAGCACAGGAUAUAUGAAUGCAAAUCCAGAGAAAACUGAAAAAGAAAAUCAAUCCUAGAUUUUUACGUUUCCAGAUACUGCCAUUUUACAAACUCAAAAUCCUGAUGACUGAAUAAAUGUUUUUCUGUUUUCAUGCUGGUAUUUGGAUUCACAGCCCAUAUCUUUUCUUUGUUUUUUAAUGGCCAAACAUUAACAGAAGAUAACACUAGAGAAAUACUUCCUACAAAAAAACCCUGAAAAUCUUAAGGUCAAACCCAUCACUUUCUUGGUUUCUCUAGCCCAUAGGGCAUAGUUCGUUGACACAACAAAUUAUGGAAUGAAUAAAUGCAUAAAAACAUAGCUUAAUACACUUUUUAAAAACUAAUAUAUAAAGUUGUAAGGAUUAUGUAUAAUUCAAAACCAAUAAAGCAUUACUUGUUUUUAUAUGAAAUCUCCUGGUUACUGUGAAAUAAAGGUGAACAACUUUACUAAAGUAAUACAUGCUCAUUGAAAGAAAAAACACAGAAAUAUGUGCUUAUUAUUCAUGCAUACAUCAAUUCUUACUCCUCAAAAGUGAUUACCACCAUUAAAAGAGAUUUUCAAAAGUU
Messenger RNA from Equus caballus (horse), 4467 nucleotides. NCBI's taxonomy places the organism in Eukaryota, Metazoa, Chordata, Mammalia, Perissodactyla, Equidae. The record is from RefSeq and is a predicted model, not a curated record.